Molecule: messenger RNA, 2040 nt
Organism: Lepus europaeus (European hare)
Lineage: Eukaryota; Metazoa; Chordata; Mammalia; Lagomorpha; Leporidae
Gene: MBOAT7
Product: membrane bound O-acyltransferase domain containing 7
Exons: 8
Coding region: 201-1622 (473 amino acids)
Biological process (GO): phosphatidylinositol biosynthetic process; lipid modification
Cellular component (GO): membrane; mitochondria-associated endoplasmic reticulum membrane contact site
Molecular function (GO): lysophospholipid acyltransferase activity
Source: RefSeq, a predicted model, not a curated record
GCGGACUCGCCCUGCGCGUGCCUGCCUAGCCCUGUCCCCGGCGGUGGCGGUGCCCCCGGCUCCACGCAGCGCAGCCCGGCGAGCCCCUCGAAAGCGCAGGCGGCGCGGGGGCGUGCUGGGCGGGGGAGGCGUGGUCCGAGCCGCGCAGGCUGCGGGCUGGGACCGCUCGGCCGCUUCCUACCCGGAGGGCGGCUCAGACCAUGUCGCCGGAGGAGUGGACGUAUCUGGUGGUUCUUCUUAUCUCCAUCCCCAUCGGCUUCCUCUUUAAGAAAGCUGGCCCCGGGGUGAAGCGAUGGGGGGCGGCCGCCGUGGGCCUGGGGCUCACCCUGUUCACCUGCGGCCCCCACACCCUGCAUUCUCUGGUCACCAUCCUCGGGACCUGGGCCCUCAUUCAGGCUCAGCCCUGCUCCUGUCACGCCCUGGCCCUGGCCUGGACCUUCUCCUAUCUCCUGUUCUUCCGAGCCCUCAGCCUGCUGGGCCUGCCCACUCCCACGCCCUUCACCAAUGCCGUGCAGCUGCUACUGACGCUUAAGCUGGUGAGCCUGGCGAGUGAGGUCCAGGACCUGCACCUAGCGCAGAGGAAGGAGAUGGCCUCUGGCUUCAGCAAGGGGCCCCCCCUGGGGCUGCUGCCCGACGUGCCGUCCCUCAUGGAGACGUUCAGCUACAGCUACUGCUACGUGGGGAUCAUGACUGGCCCGUUCUUCCGCUACCGCACCUACCUGGACUGGGUGGAGCAGCCCUUCCCCGGCGCCGUGCCCAGCCUGCGGCCCCUGCUGCGCCGCGCCUGGCCGGCCCCGCUCUUCGGCCUGCUCUUCCUGCUGUCCUCGCACCUCUUCCCGCUGGAGGCCGUGCGCGAGGACGCCUUCUACGCCCGCCCGCUGCCCGCCCGCCUCUUCUACAUGAUCCCCGUCUUCUUCGCCUUCCGCAUGCGCUUCUACGUGGCCUGGAUCGCCGCCGAGUGCGGCUGUAUUGCCGCCGGCUUCGGGGCCUACCCCGUGGCCGCCAAAGCCCGGGCCGGGGGCGGCCCCACCCUCCAAUGCCCACCCCCCAGCAGUCCGGAGAAGGCGGCCUCCCUGGAGUAUGACUAUGAGACCAUCCGCAACAUCGACUGCUACAGCACGGACUUCUGCGUGCGGGUGCGGGACGGCAUGCGGUACUGGAACAUGACGGUGCAGUGGUGGCUGGCCCAGUACAUCUACAAGAGCGCACCUGCCCGCUCCUACGUCCUGAGGAGCGCCUGGACCAUGCUGCUGAGCGCCUACUGGCACGGCCUCCACCCUGGCUACUACCUGAGCUUCCUGACCGUGCCGCUGUGCCUGGCCGCCGAGAGCCGGCUGGAGUCGGCGCUGCGGGGGCGGCUGGGCCCCGGGGGCCAGCAGGCCUGGGACUGGGUGCACUGGUUCCUGAAGAUGCGCGCCUACGACUACAUGUGCAUGGGCUUCGUGCUGCUGUCCAUGGGCGACACGCUCCGCUACUGGGGCUCCGUCUACUACUGCAUCCACGUCCUGGCCCUGGCCUGCCUGGCGCUGGGGCUGGCCCUGGGCGGGGGCAGCCCGGGCCGGCGGAAGGCAGCGCCUCCGCAGGCCGCCGACCCCACGCCGGCGAAGCUGCACGAGGAGUGAGCCGCGGGCCAGGUCGGCGCGGGAGUCCGGGAGUUCCGUGAGCCAGGCUGCCGUCUCGCCGGCCGGGAGAGCCUGGAGAGGAUUCCCUGUCCUGCCGGCUGCCCUGCCUCCGAGCUACAAAGCUGGGGUGCCGCCCCUGGCGUCCAGCCCGCGGCAGCUGCACUUCCCCUGGGCGGACCCCUCCCUCGGGAUGCGCGGCGUGGGGCGGGGAGUGGGAAGCCCUCUGGUGUCUUUCGCUCUACGUCUGUCUCGUCAAACCAGUGUUCACGCGUGGAGGGACCACCACCCCUCCCCCAGUCACGGCGGGGACGGCGGCCACGUGCCCUCGCGCGAGCCACUGUGAGGGCCCCCCUGUCCCCCCUCGGCCGGCCGGAACGUGUAAACCUUUCCCAAUAAAGUGUUGCUCCGAGGCCCUCCC